AUGAUGGUCUCAGCCCCGGCCAAGAAGAGGACGUGCCUGCACCCGGGCUGCAGCACUCGGCCCAAGUACGGGGACAAAGAGACGGACUCGACGGACUACUGUACACGGCACGCGAAGGCCUGGAUGGUGAACAACACCAGCAAGCGGAGGUCCUGUCAUGAGCCCGGGUGCCUCACUCAACCGUCGUACGGGAUCGAAUCCAGCAACCGGCCCGAAUACUGCGCUCGACACGCUCCGGACGGCCUCGUCAACGUCCGGUCCAAGAGGUGUGCCCACCCAAGCUGUACCAGGCAACCCAGGUUCGGCGCCGAGGGCAGCAAGAGGCCGGAGUUCUGCGCGCGACACUGCGCGGAAGGCAUGGUCGACGUCUGCAACAAGAGGUGCGGCCACCCGGGCUGCAAGACGCAAGCGAGGUACGGAGCGGCCGGCAGUAAGAAGCCUGAGUACUGUGCGGGGCACUCACAGGGCGGGAUGAUCGACGUCCUCAACAAGCGGUGCGGUCACCCGGGCUGCAAGACGCGCGCCAGCUUCGGGAACCAAGACAGCAAGAAGGCCGAGUUCUGUUUGAGGCACUCGCGCGAGGGCAUGGUUAGCCUCCUCAACAAGCGGUGCGGCCACCCGGGCUGCAAGACGCGCGCGAGCUUCGGGACGAAGACCAACAGGAAGCCGGAGUACUGUGCGCGUCACUGUGCCGAAGGCAUGGUCAACGUCCGGUGCAGCAACAAGUGCGGCUACCCGGAUUGCAAGACGCGAGCGAGCUACGGCUUGGAGAGCAGAAGGAUCGCCGAGCUGUGUGCGAAGCACGCUAGACCAGGGACACGUCUCGACGGCAGGGGUGACGCGGAAGCGCGCGGGGUGGACGGGUUUGCGGGGGGAGCUACGGCGCGGGCAGGAGGAGAAGGUGCGGCGGCUGCGCGGUGA
Molecule: messenger RNA, 921 nt
Organism: Ectocarpus siliculosus
Lineage: Eukaryota; Phaeophyceae; Ectocarpales; Ectocarpaceae
Source: the annotation of a GenBank genome assembly